AAUUCCUUCUCCUUAGCAGCUUGCAGAGUUGGAAGAGGAGCGGGCGCCACCAGCAGCCGGAGGAUGGACUACAGUACCCGGAGAGCCGAGGAACCCCCGGCAGCAGCACCCCAGCCUCCUCUCGCUUCCUCGGGAUAACCUGAUGAGAGAUUGACAGUCAAGGUGAGACAACAGACAACAGGGGGACCAGAAAAGGAGAAGAGUUCAGGACCUGGGAGAGUUCCAAUCAGCACCAAAGACUGCAGAUGGAUUUUAAAAACAUGAAAAGAACUUUCAACCAAGGACAAUAUGGAAAACGAACUUCCAUAAAAAGGGUCACGUAAGAUUAACUGUUGUAUACAUUAACAUCACACUUAGAGAAAUGCACACACAUGCACAUAAACCUGACACAAGAAGAAAUUCAGAUUCAUCAGACAAGAUAAGAAGAGGAAUACAAGAAGAGUGGCAGCAUGUCCUUAUGAAUUCUCAUCAGUCCUCUGCUGUUUUUAAUAUUGUCAACUCAAUCAUAGGAUCAGCAAUAAUAGGGUUACCUUAUUCAAUAAAUCAAGCCGGUCUUCCUUUAGGAAUACUACUUUUAUUUUGGGUCGCUUACGUGACAGACUUUUCCCUUAUUUUAUUGAUAAAAGGAGGAGUCCUUUCUGGAACACAUAGCUAUCAGGCUUUGGUCCGCAAAACAUUUGGUCUUCCAGGGUAUCUACUCCUCUCGUUGCUUCAAUUUUCAUAUCCUUUCAUUGCUAUGAUUAGCUAUAACAUAAUAAUAGGAGACACUCUAUGCAAAGUUCUUCAAAGAAUUUCUGGAGUUGAUCCUGGGAACUUUUUCAUCGGCCGUCACUUCAUUAUUGGGGUCGCCACAGUUCUCUUUUCCCUUCCUUUAUCCUUGUACCAUGACAUAGCAAAGCUGGGAAAGGUAUCCCUUACAUCGGCAGUUUUAACUGCAAUGAUCUUGAUAUUUGUAAUUAUUAGAGCAUUUACUCUAGGUCCAUACAUAACAAGAACAGAAGAUGCCUGGGUUUUUGCAAAGCCCAAUGCAGUUCAAGCAGUUGGUGUUAUGUCAUUUGCAUUCAUUUGCCACCAUAACAGCUUCUUAGUUUAUGGCUCCCUGAAGGAACCCACAGUGGCUAAAUGGUCUCGAGUCAUUCACAUAGCUGUCAUGAUUUCUGCAUUGAUCAGUGUCCUUUUUGCUACCACUGGAUAUCUGACAUUUACUGGCCUUACACAAGGAGAUUUGUUUGAAAAUUAUUGCAAAAGUGAUGCCCUAAUUAACGGUGGACGAUUUUGUUAUGGGAUCACUGUCAUUUUGACUUAUCCACUUGAAUGUUUUGUGACCAGAGAGGUAGUUGCUAAUGUUUUCUUUCACGGGAACCUUUCAAAAAGGUAUCAUGCUAUAGUGACAACAGUCAUCAUUACUAUGGCUACAACAGUGUCAAUGAUGAUUGAUUGUCUUGGGAUCGUGCUAGACCUAAGUGGUGUCCUCUGUGCUGCUCCACUUAUUUUUAUCAUCCCAUCAGCUUGUUAUCUGAAACUCUCUGAAGAAAGAUGGAUCCACCCAGAUAAGAUUAUGUCCAGUGUAACACUUUUAAAUGGUGUGGUUGUGAUGAUAGUUGGAUUUGUCAUGACAAUUCGAUAUCCAGAUGACUGCAGCCAUGGACAGGAAAUGGCCUAUUGUUUAUCCACAAAUUUCUUCAAUAACUCAUUCUCUUCUUUUGAACCAACAAUACAGCCAUCUGUUUUGAAUACAAGUACUGUCCAGUAAUCUAGUUGCUAAUAAAAAUAUGAUAUUAUAAUUUUAUGUGACCUAUAAGUUUUGACAUGAGUAAUUGUAUUUCUUUCUGUUGCCUUAUCUUGUGUUCAGGAGAUCCCUUUUUAUACCCUGGCCUUUACUCAGAUUUCAGUUUCUUUUAUAUUGUGAGGCACUGCCUCUAUUUUGAAUAAAGAAGUAGAUUUGGCUGAAUUUUGAUUUUGCAGUAGGAUAUAAGUCUUUGAAUGAUUGUUAAAAAUAGUGUGAGAACUCGAAUCUUUAAAAAAUCUCCUAGCCAGUCCUAGAGACGGGAGGUCCUAGGUUCAAAUCUAGCUUCAGCCACUUCCUAGCUGUGUGACCCUGGGCAAGUCACUUGACCCCCAUUGCCCAGCCCUUACCACUCUUCUGCCUUGGAGCCAAUAUACAGUAUUGAUUCCAAGACGGAAGAUAAGGGUUUUAAAAAAAAUCUCCUAGCUCCCCCAAAUGAUCAUUUCUUCUUAAUAUGUGAACUAGCACAUUGUUCUCUGAAAUAAGGAAUGGAAAGUAAGAUUUCUAAUUCUUUUGUCUUCAUUUAAAAUUUUCAAGACCAAGUCUUUAGAAGAAAAGAAAAGACAAGGUAAAGGCCAACAAAAAUAUCUACACUGAUGGAAACACCACUCAUUAUAAUGCCUAGUGAUUUACCUCCUUUUGAGUAAAGUGAUAAAAAUAAACUACUCUUCUAUUUUGUGGAUUUCUAGCUCAAGAGUAUCCUUUCUGCCAAACCCUUCCUGUCUCUUGACUUCCCUAUUAACUAUCAAGGAU
Monodelphis domestica (gray short-tailed opossum) is the source of this 2539-nucleotide messenger RNA. NCBI's taxonomy places the organism in Eukaryota, Metazoa, Chordata, Mammalia, Didelphimorphia, Didelphidae. The record is from RefSeq and is a predicted model, not a curated record.